Molecule: messenger RNA, 1813 nt
Organism: Candoia aspera
Lineage: Eukaryota; Metazoa; Chordata; Lepidosauria; Squamata; Candoiidae
Gene: GJB3
Product: gap junction protein beta 3
Exons: 3
Coding region: 210-1013 (267 amino acids)
Biological process (GO): cell-cell signaling
Cellular component (GO): connexin complex
Molecular function (GO): gap junction channel activity
Source: RefSeq, a predicted model, not a curated record
UCAUUACAGUGCCAGGAGCCGGGCUCCUCUGGUGCUUUUUUCAUGCAGGACAAGGAGAAAGUUUCAUGGCUUAAACUCUUAAGAUUUCAGGAGACCUGCCACAAAGGAGAAAUCUCUGUUUUUCUCUUGGGGAGGCUGGCCAGUCAGAAGAAAGGCCAAAGAAGGUUUGAGGUUGGUGCUCAUGAACAGGGCUUCCAACUUCUAUCGCCAUGGACUGGAAGACAUUACAGGGCCUGUUGAGUGGAGUGAACAAAUAUUCCACUGCUUUUGGCCGCAUCUGGCUCUCGGUGGUCUUCGUUUUUCGUGUCCUUGUUUACGUGGUAGCUGCUGAGCGGGUGUGGGGAGAUGAGCAGAAGGAUUUUGACUGCAAUCACAGGCAGCCUGGUUGCACCAAUGUCUGCUAUGACCAUUAUUUUCCCAUCUCCCAUAUCCGUCUCUGGGCACUGCAGUUGAUUUUUGUCACCUGUCCAUCUCUGCUCGUCAUCAUGCACGUGGCCUAUCGUGAGGACAGAGAGAGGAAGAACCGGGAAAAAAAUGGGGAAAACUGCCCCAAAUUGUAUAGCGACACCGGAAAGAAACAUGGUGGUCUUUGGUGGACUUAUCUCCUUACACUCUUCUUCAAAUUGGCUAUUGAGAUCAUCUUCCUUUAUCUCCUCCAUAGAAUAUGGGACAGUUUUGACCUGCCACGCCUGGUCAAGUGUGAUCUGCAUCCUUGCCCCAAUACAAUUGAUUGCUACAUUGCUCGGCCUACUGAGAAGAAGAUUUUCACUUAUUUUAUGGUAGGGGCAUCAGCUCUUUGCAUUGUCCUCACCGUGUGCGAGAUCUUCUAUCUCAUCUUCAAGAGAGUGGUCCGCUCAGCGCAGAAAUGGAAGAAGAACAAGAAGUCACUGACAUACAGCAAGGCCUCCACUUGUCAUUGCCAUUCAAGGAUGGAACACUCACAGGACGGGAAAUUAAAGAAUCACCCCUUGGAAGCCCUCAGAGCUUCUGCACCUAACCUGACUUUAAUCUGAGAGGGAGAAGAAGCAAAUCCAAAAUGGCCCCAUGCCAGGACACAUAAAUAGUUUUUUAAACAUGAAAUGGGGAAAGAGGACUUGACAUCGAGGCCUUCCAUUGUAUCACUAACCAAAUUUUCCUCAAGAGAAGGGCCACAAUGAUUGAAGGGGAGCACUGCCAUGUUUAUUCAGGCCUCAAGGCAAGGCCAUCUGUUUACACAUUAUAGCUAAACUAAGCAUGCACACUUAAUAUGCUCUGGCAAACUAUGUUGUCUGGUUCCCCAAACCUUGCUAGAAAAGUUGCAACCAUCUACAUCCUCAGGUUAUGCUUUCUACUUUUCCAAACUAUCUCAGAAGAUAGGUAAACAUCUGUGUACAAUAUGUUGUGGUCUUUAAAGCCUGUAAGAGCCGAAGUCUAUGACCUUGGAUUUCUUCCACUGAUUUAUUUAGUUGUUAAUAGAGUUGUUUAUAAAAAGAGACUCACUGGUUGUCUGGGAAGGAGAGGGGUAAAUUAAUUAGGAAAAUUCAGUAAACAUGCAUUAUUUAACCCAGAUGUCCUCCCUUCUCUUUCAGGCCACAAUUCUCAGAAAUGACCAAUCCCAAUGUGGCCUGCAAAGCAGGCUAAACAAAUCACACUGAAAAGUUGUUUUAGCCGAAUUUCCUCUCUUGAAUUUCACCUGGAGGAAAUCCACUAUGAAUUUGGAGUUCUUGUUGAGAACAAAAAUAUCUGAGGAACUCCAAGGGAAGCAAAGUCUUGCUAUGCAAAAUUUUGCAAGGUAGAGGAGAGAUUCUGCCUAUACCAUUCCUACUCCAUUUAU